This is a messenger RNA of Pichia kudriavzevii, 1149 nucleotides long. RefSeq lists its product as uncharacterized. Bases 1 to 1149 code for a protein of 382 amino acids. Gene Ontology annotation, biological process: regulation of transcription by RNA polymerase II. Gene Ontology annotation, cellular component: nucleus. The transcript has a single exon. The record is from RefSeq and is a predicted model, not a curated record. Gene Ontology annotation, molecular function: RNA polymerase II cis-regulatory region sequence-specific DNA binding; DNA-binding transcription factor activity, RNA polymerase II-specific. NCBI's taxonomy places the organism in Eukaryota, Fungi, Ascomycota, Pichiomycetes, Pichiales, Pichiaceae.
AUGAAUGUGAAUGAGUACUUUAUUUUCAUGAGGGAUAGUAGGAGAAGUAACGAAACACGAAGUUUAGACAGGAAAAGCGGCAACUUAUUGGGAAUGAACAUACCAUCAGAACUGAUGACAAGUGAUAUAGUGUUUGCUAGGCGGAUAACCGAUGAGGAUCUCGAACAAGAGUUCAAAAGUAUGGACUGCCUUAGGCUAAAAUCAGACAAGGACACUAUUUCGGAGGAAGAGGCAAAAUUGGAUCCCAAAGAUAUUCAUAUUUGCCGUUGGGACGACUGCUCGACACAGUUCAGAGAAAUGGAUGAGAUGGUUAAUCACAUAAAUACUAAUCAUUUUAAACAACCCAACACAGACCAUUCAUGUAAGUGGGGAAAUUGUCCAAGAUAUGGUACUCCACAACACAGUAGAUUUGCGCUAUUGUCUCAUAUUAGGACGCAUACAGCCGAGAAGCCAUUUUACUGUUUAUUACCUGAAUGUCUGAAGGCAUUUACUAGAGCAGAUGCCUUAUUGAAACAUUUAAAGGCGGUUCAUAAUAUCAACGGCAACAGUUUACAGGAUGCAUAUGAGAAUAUCAAUAGAGAAUUAAUCCAUGAAAUACAUGAAUUCCAGCGAGAAAAUGACUUCAGAGUUGAUUUUGAGUCUAGCGGGAAGAAAAUAGCUUUUGAUAUUGAGAAAAGAGUACGCAAUGAAUUGAUACAAGAUCACAAUAAACUGAUAAACAAUUUUAAUAAAUUGAAAAGGCAACGUGACAUAUCUGAUGAUCAUGAUGACGAAGUGGAAGAGCUAAUAGCCGACCAUUAUAAAAUCAAAGAAAUCAAAUUUAAUCCCUCAAUGGUCAUUGAAGGUACCCAGAAAAUCAAGGAAUCUUUAAUGUCGUAUUCCAACAAAAAAGAGAAUGCUGCCAAGGGGGGGAAAGUUGUCAACGUCGAAGACAUUGGAGAUAUUGAUUCAAUGACUGUAGAACAGUUAGAACAAACAAUACAGAAACAAACAGAUUACUAUGCUAGGCUAGUACGUCUUAGGAAGAUUCUUGAGCAAAAGCUAGUCAAGUAUAACUCCUCGGCGAGAUACUAUUGGCUAAAAAAACAGUAUCUACUUAAUCAUCUGUUGCUUAAGGAAGAAGUAGCAAUGAAGAAAGGGUCGAAAUAG